ACAGAAGAAAAAAACAAUUAAUUAAAAUAAUAACAAGUAAAAAGUAAAGCGUUCGUUUACCUUUUAUACCUUAAGCCUAAUAAACAUAUAGAGAAAAUUUAUAUUCAAACGGAAUUCGGCAACUUUUGUUGGCAAACAAACAAAAAAGCGAAAGCGAAUUUAGAAAGAGUGGCAUGAGUGGCCAUCCAUCGGGACAGCGGAAACAUGAUGAUAAUGAGUGUAGUGGGCCAAGACCACCAGUACCCGGAGAAGAGAGCCGUGUUAAAAAGAUGACCGAAGGGGUUAUAAUAGAUAACUCAAAAAACUCACCCCCAUCUUAUCUGAAUUGGGCUCGCACACUAAAUCAUCUGUUGGAAGAUCGUGAUGGUGUCGAGCUAUUCAAGAAAUAUGUUGAGGAGGAGGCCCCCGCCUAUAAUGAUCAUCUUAAUUUCUAUUUCGCCUGCGAAGGACUAAAACAACAGACCGAUCCAGAGAAAGUAAAACAAAUAAUUGGAGCCAUAUACAGAUUUUUGCGUAAAAGCCAAUUAUCCAUUUCGGAUGACUUACGGGCUCAGAUCAAGGCCAUUAAAUCCAAUCCAGAGAUUCCCCUCAGUCCCCAUAUCUAUGAUCCCAUGCAGCAUCAUGUGGAGGCCACCAUUCGUGCUAACAUUUAUCCCAGUUUCCUUUGCUCGGAAAUGUAUAUUCUGUACAUUCAGCAAAUGUCGGCGAUGCAAGAGCGGUUCAGCAGCAGCGGCGGCCCAGCCACCGGUUCGGGCAGUGCGGGCAGCAGUGGCAGCGGUAGCAGUACCAACGGUGCCGCUUGUGCCCCGCUGCCGACGGCAUCUGCCAAACACAUAGGAGGAGGAGGAAGUGGAGCUGCUGCUACUGCUGCUGCUGCUCCUCCGUCAAGUGCUUUCCUUAAUUUGCCCGUGAGCAGCGUGACUGGACCGCCAGCUGGUACAUGUAGUGCCAGCGGCAGUGUGUACGGUCCAUCGACAUCGGCUAGUUCAAGUGGAUCUAUCAGUGCCACCGACACACUGCCGCGCAGUUCCACGCUACCCACGUUGCAUGAGGAUUCUGAAUUAUCGCUGUGUGAUGACUUCGAAAAGGUCCAAGUAGAUGGCGGUAAUCGGGCGCCCAUCGAUUAUCCAAUGCGUCUGACACGUGAUUUACUGAUAGCAACACAAAAAAGAAGACUGGAAAUUCGACCUCCUGGAGCUCACGGUUAUGUGUACACAGCGAGCACCAACACUUCCUAUGUACCGAAUUCUCGCGUUGAUUCCGAGCGGGCAAGCGUCAGCUCCGGCGGACGCACUGACUCGGAUACCAUGUCGUUAUCCAGUUGUUCAAUGGAUGGUCGACCAUACAUACAACGCAGACAUAGCUCAACCGAAAGUAAGGCCAUCCGUCAGAGUGCCAUGGCGAAUCGGGAGACCAAUACGUUUCAGGUUAUACCUCGCACACAACGAUUACACAAUGAGCAUCGUCCGCUGAAAGAGGACGAACUUUUGGCACAAUUAAUACCCAAACUAGAGGAAGUUAAAAGGAAACAAGAUCUGGAAGAACGAGCCCGUUUUGAGAGAAAUCCUGGAAAUGCUUUGUUAAGCAACGAAAGAUCAAGUGCCAGUGAUCGUGCAUUUGCUGAGGCUAUAAGAGAAAAGUUUGCUCUGGACGAUGACAAUGACCAAGAUAUUUUGGACCAACAUGUGUCGCGUGUGUGGAAGGAUCAAACGCCGCAUCGCUCACCUGGCACAAUGUCGCCAUACCCUCCCGCCCUACCGUCAAGAAGACGCACAGCCACCCACGAUUCAGGCAUGGUCAGCGAUGGGGCCAUGAGUUUGAGUGGUCACUCCAUGAAACACUCGAAAUCCAUGCCCGAUCACAGUUCCUGUUCGAGGAAGCUCACAAAUAAAUGGCCUUCAAUGAACACAGACAGUGGGAUCAGCAUGUUCUCCGCCGAUACUGUUAUGAAGUACAAAGACACAAGCUCUCGCUCUGGUUCAAGUACGGCCUCGAAACUGGAGGAAGCAAAACGAAGACUGGAAGACGAGCCGCGUCGCUCUCGUCGAUAUGCCCAACCACCGCAAAAUGUCGCCUCCUUCAGUAGCAGUAGCAGCGGCAGCAGCGCUGGUCCACCAAUGCAUCAUUCAUCGAUGGGAACAACGGUGGCACCUCCCCUGCCGGCCAAGCCACCAGAAACUGUUGUAGUUUUCUCAUUUUGCGAAGAGCAAUUCCCGUAUAGAAUAAAAAUACCCGGUACUCAGCCAACCCUGCGUCAAUUCAAGGACUACUUACCCAGAAGAGGCAACUUUAGAUUCUUUUUUAAGACGCAUUGCGAUGAUCCGGACAAUCCAGUGAUUCAGGAAGAGAUUGUUAACGACUCCGACAUACUGCCCAUAUACGGAGACAAAGCGAUGGGUCUUGUCAAGCCAUCCGAUUAAUGUUUAAGCUUAACUAUAGAAUUUUUGUAUUAAGUGAUUUGGACAAAACACCGGGGUGGGGGAAAGAAAACACACACAAAAGAAACGCAAAAAAAAAAAUUACGGAUAAUAACUGUAUCCAGAAAUCCAAAAACGGAAACCAACCAACAACAAACGAAAAACAAACCCCUAAAUAAAAUUAACAUCUGUACAUUAAAAA
Drosophila willistoni is the source of this 2619-nucleotide messenger RNA. RefSeq names its product axin (gene Axn). The record is from RefSeq and is a predicted model, not a curated record. The transcript has 10 exons. Bases 174 to 2420 code for a protein of 748 amino acids. NCBI's taxonomy places the organism in Eukaryota, Metazoa, Arthropoda, Insecta, Diptera, Drosophilidae. Gene Ontology annotation, biological process: negative regulation of canonical Wnt signaling pathway.